UCUGUUGCGUGUGUAACUGCCAACUGCCCUCGACCCGCCGCUUCCGUCCCCCCGUCCCCCGCCGAGUCCCGACCGACGGAGAUGGCGGUCCCGGGAGGAGGAGCCGCCGCCGCCGCGCUCGCCCUGACCCUCCUACUCCGCUACUGCGUUCCCGGCGGGGCCUACGGCUCCCCGGCGUCCUCCACCCUCCGCCACGCCGUGCCGCGCGGCGACGCCGGCGGCGGACUCUGCGGGCAGCUGCUCCUACCACUGGGCUACCCGUGCACCGAGCACACCGUUGAAACAAACGAUGGCUUUCUUCUGUCUCUUCAGCAUAUUCCACAUGGCAAAAAUGGAGUUGCAGACAAUACUGGACCUCCAGUUUUUCUUCAACAUGGUCUUUUUCAGGGAGGAGACACAUGGUUCAUAAAUUCUGCUGAACAGUCGCUUGGAUAUAUCCUUGCUGAUAAUGGUUUCGAUGUUUGGAUUGGAAAUGUUCGUGGAACACGUUGGAGUAAAGGCCAUUCAACUUUCACUGUUCAUGAUAAGCUUUUCUGGGAUUGGAGCUGGCAAGAGCUUGCUGAAUAUGAUCUUCUGGCAAUGUUAAGCUACGUGUAUACAGUUAGGCAGUCCAAAAUUUUGUAUGUGGGGCAUUCACAGGGAACUAUUAUGGGUUUGGCUGCUUUUACAUUACCUGAAAUCACAAAGAUGAUUAGCGCUGCUGCACUUCUUUGUCCAAUUUCUUACCUUGAUCAUGUUAGUGCUAGUUUUGUUCUCAGAGCAGUUGGCAUGCAUCUUGACCAGAUGCUUCUUACCAUGGGCUUCCAUCAGCUGAACUUCCGGAGCGCUAUGGGAGUUCAAAUAGUAGAUUCUAUAUGCGAUGAUGGACAUGUGGACUGCAACGAUUUGCUGUCUUCGAUAACAGGGGAAAAUUGUUGCUUCAAUGGAUCACGGAUUGACCAUUACUUGGAGUACGAACCUCAUCCAUCAUCAACUAAAAACUUGCAUCAUCUUUUUCAGAUGAUCAGGAAAGGCACUUUCGCAAGGUACGACUAUGGAUUGUGGGGAAACCUAAGGCGCUACGGUGGGCUGUCGCCCCCUCCGUUUGACCUAAGCAGCAUACCGGAAUCACUGCCAAUGUGGAUGGGGUACGGUGGUCUUGAUGAAUUGGCCGAUGUCACUGAUGUCGCGCGUACCAUCAAAGAGCUGAGAUCUACACCAGAGCUGCUAUACAUUGCUGGCUAUGGCCACAUUGAUUUCGUCAUGAGCGUGAAGGCCAAAGAUGAUGUUUAUGUCGACAUGAUGCGGUUCCUUCGCCUCAGGGCAAAAGGAUCAUUGCAUAGUAGCUACUAGGACGUGUCCUGCACGCGCGUGUGUGUAUAAUACAUAUGUACAGUCUUCUUUUCUGGAUUUACGACUGACGGUGCCAUUCUUUAUGUAUAUUAUGAGAUUGUACGUCUCAAGAGAUAAAUGUAGGAGUAGUACGGUAUGGAACUGUAUAUAAGCUUGCUGGGUUGUGCAA
Hordeum vulgare subsp. vulgare (domesticated barley) is the source of this 1501-nucleotide messenger RNA. RefSeq names its product triacylglycerol lipase 1. The transcript is spliced from 9 exons. Lineage: Eukaryota; Viridiplantae; Streptophyta; Magnoliopsida; Poales; Poaceae. Gene Ontology annotation, biological process: lipid metabolic process. The record is from RefSeq and is a predicted model, not a curated record. The coding region runs from base 82 to 1332 and encodes 416 amino acids. Gene Ontology annotation, molecular function: hydrolase activity, acting on ester bonds.